AUAUUAAAAGACAGUGAUACCAGUUAUCAAGAGAUUUUGUUUGAACGAGAGAGAUAAUUAAACAUUUUAUUCCCAGGUGGUGUCAGAGGUGAUGGUGUUAACUGGGCGGAGAAGGUGCAACCAUUAUUCAUUUUCUUUGAUUAUGGUUGGCACAUUUCAAGAAAAGAUGGAGCCGUAAGCUGUGAGAGAUGCUGAGGACUGUAUCUCCUGCAUGCAUCCCAUGGGUGUGAUCACAUGCACGGUCCCCAUGAACCCUUCCGGCGAUGUCAUUUACACACACAAGAAGUUCAAGCGGGCCACAUCUGAGGCCUGUGACAAUGCAGAACAGCAGCAGCAAAACGAAAGGGGUAAAAAGGGUGGGACAGAGGUUACCUCAGCAGGUGCCAGGACCCCCUCGACCACACCUCAAGCCUCUCCAGCAGGUGCCAGGCCCACCACUGCAGCACCUCAGUUUACCCCAACACUUGUCAAUGGACAUACAGUUGCUAGUGUAACUGGAAGUGUUGUUAAUCAGUUAUCAGUAGAGAAUGAUGAUAACAAAAGAAAAGUCAGUAAUAGUAGUGGUGGAAAGUACAAAUGUGAAUAUUGUGGAGUUGGAUGUGCCAAACCUUCUGUGCUUGAUAAGCACAAACGCACACACACCAAUGAGAGACCAUAUACCUGUGAACAGUGUAGUCUUGCUUUCAAGACUAAAAGCAAUUAUAAGAAGCACACUAGAUCUCGAACCCAUGUUCGGAAGUGUGAUGGUGUAGCUCUUGAUAAUAGUGAUGGAACUAUAGAGUCUAGUGAUAAUGUUGAUGGUGAUGUAGAAGAUGGCCCUAAGUCAGCUAAUAAAGAGGGGAGAGCUCAGCAGUUACAACCAGCUGAUCUCUCUGUAUCAAGAACCUCUAUAAGGGACCAGCUCCAAGACCUUCCAUCUGCUUCUGUGAGUACCCAUCAUGAUGAGUUGGGAACUCUUGAUCGAGGCAAAUCUUUGUACAAGCCAAAAUUUCAUAUUUCUGCUCAUUAUGCACACAGGGAGGAAAGAGGCCCUAAGGGCCAAACACCUCCACCAGCAAGACAACAGCCAACUCCACCUCAGGAUGCUCCUCAACUUGACCAUACUGCUAUCAAUCCUUCAACAUAUCAACCCCAUACUGCCUCCACCCAUGGCCAACCCAACCAGGUUGCACCCUCUAACCCUAGUCGUCACUCUCCAAGUCCAGCCAAUGUCUCAAAGCAAGGCCUACCGCCACUCGAUAUAUGGGCUGCAAAUAAAAAGGAUGAAGGUCAAAGAAAUUCAGUAGUAACACCACAAAGUGCAAAUUCUAUUUGGAAAGGAAUUAAGUCUCCAAGUCCAGAAUUAGUUGGGCAACACAUCACUAAGUUGAUUGUGGAAAACCAGGCCAUUGUGGAUACUCACAAUCCACUGUGGUCUAGACGUUACAGAAGGCAGCCCAGUAUAGGCUCAUCAUCAAGUGAGAGUGAUGGCUCAGGCACAAGCAAAAGCCGCCGGACUAGUCUUGCUGAUUUGACUAUUAAGAAUUCCAAGGCCCCAGCUGUUGGCUCUUCAUCAACGGCUCCUUCACCUGCUGGUCUAGGCCCAUUACAACAACAAUAUUCAAGAGAGAGAAGUCAUUCCGUCACUGCUGAGGCAAUGAUGGCUGAGCCAAGGUCUUCUUACAGCCCCAGUCUUCCACCCACCCCACACCUGCCUCUUGCUCAGCCUCCAGUCACCCCCAUCAGUGCUUCCAAACCUUCCAUAUCAUCACAAGGACAUACUACCUCUUACUCUCAGUCUGCUCCAGCCUUCACUACCUCUACAAUGGGCAUGAUGGACCUAACCAUGGUGGAGGGAUCACGCAAGAGGAGGAGUUCUGAGGGCCCCUCUGUGGUCAGAGAUAUACACAAGAGUCGGGUGACUCAUGUGGAUGAUCCAGCUAUUUUGCGUCAGCAUCCACAGAAUCCUGAAGGUUCAGUUAUAAAAAGUCUUCUCUUGCACUCUAGAGCUACCAUUGCAGGUACUAUUGAUCAGAAACUGGACAGGCUGGAAUGUGAAAGGCUAAACCAGCCUACAGAAGGACAUUACCAAUGCUCCAGAUGUGGCGUGCCUUGCCGCAGUCCAGAGAGUUUGGAGGUUCACCUUCGACAUUAUUGCGGACAGCGACUUGUGGGGACUGGAAGUGAGAGGGGCACACCAGAUUCUGUUAAGAGUGGAGAUGGGGGAAGAUGGCCCAGUGAACAAGAUGUAGCUUUAGAUUUGCAGAAAAAACCUGACCGAACUGAUCACUUUGAGAGAGAGAGAUCACUGUCAAGGGGAUCAUCAGUUGGAGAGUCCUCGCAGCGCCGAGGGUCAGAGGAAGAAAAUAGAUAUAGACCAGAAUUAUCUCCAAGGAUAUAUAGAAGUGAAUCUGCACCUGAAGGAGCAUCACCACCAACCAAAAAAAGAAAAAUGUCUGACAUUGAUUCAUCAUCUCAAGACAGGUCAAUAUUUCUCCCACCAAUUUUUUCCCCUCGUGGACAAGGGGCAAGCAAAGGGGAUGCAGGAAUGAAAAUUUUAGAAGAUAUGAAUAAACAAAAGACAAGCAAUCUCCAGCUUUUUGGUGGUGAGGUUCAGAUUUGUGAUGGCAAUGAACGAAAAACAAUGAGAAUAGACCCCAGCCAGCCACCGAGCCCUGCUAUUGAUAUCUGCAUUCCCCCACAGCAAUUAGGAGGUAACAUACCAAAGGCAGAAGUGUCACUUCCUACUUCAGUUGUGGUAACAAUUGCAAAGUCAGGCUUAAAUUCAGGGGGCACAAUGGUUCAAGUGGAGAGUCAGAUAAGUACUUCCUCAACCAAAACAGUACCAAGUCUUGUAAGCUCCUCCAUAUCACGUGAACAGCCAAGUGUUCCAACACAGACUCAAAGUAACUCAAAAGCACCGCUUUCCACCAUUGUAUAUAAUGAUGCUUUUUCUCCUCUUUUACGCUAUGCACCUCUACUACAACUACCAAACCUAGCUAUUCCAGGAAUUCCCACACCUGAUUUGGGUAGUUUAUCUUUCCCAACCUAUCCAGCUUCUGGCCCGGUACAGUCUUUUCUCUCAGCUAAAAAUUCACCAGCCCAGGGAAUGGUUGGGAAACAUAAAGUCAACACCAUUCAUUCACCUGCAGCUCCAUCUCCAUGCAAAUUGUCUCCAGGAGCAGGAAUAGCUGCAUCUGGACAGAUUCCUCCAGGAAAUAUAGGAAAUCCUCUUGGAAAUCAGCAAGUACAGGUAAUUAGAGAGAAAGAGAAAGAGCAGUUUAAAGGCAGUAGCAAAUCACCUGCUACAUAUCCUGCUCUCAUACCAAUAGGUGAUGAAAAAGUACCUUAUGUACCGGGGAUUCCUGGACCAUAUUCCCAGGCAGGCAUGGUAGUUCAGCCUCCCCUGCACAGAAUACAGAAAAAUCCUGCUGUGUUUGCACCCCCAAUAACUGCCUCAUCCUUUAGUCCCAUGGCACAAGCUCCAGUAACUUCCUUGUCACAACCUCCAGCCUUAAUGAGCCCCUCCAGGGAGAAGGGUCUCCAACCUCCAAGAUCCAAAGACUUUCCACGCAGUCCAGUGAGGGAACACCAGUCCUUUCAUGUGACAAAAGUCCCAUCUAGACAGUCCCCACAGUUACCACCAAAAGAAAUACAAAUAAGCAGAGGGAAAGCAUCGGUAAGUGUUUCCUUUAAAUCCUCUGAACGAAAUAUGACUCCUGAUGUCAGACUCCCAGGAGGAUCAGAGACAAAUGCUUUUGAUAAGAAAGCUAUAGAGAAAUCCUCAGUGGCACAUGAUGAAUCCAGAAAUGACACAGCAGGAAGAGAGGAAACAAAGGAUUGUGAGGAAUUCCUGCCACCAAGAAAACGUCCAAACUCACUGGCUUUAAAACCACAGCCUUAUGUACCUAACUCCUCACUUGCUUUGAUCGGCACAACUUUGGUAAGUCCGGAUACACCUCGGCCCAAGAAAAGUUGUGUGCAGAUGUUUUUGAAUGGAUCAGCAUAUACUUAUCUAGGGCACAAGGUUUCCACAAAGUCUUAUUUUUGCUGCAUAUCUAGGCAACAACCCAUGUAUGUACCUCAGUCCACUGAUCCUAAGCUUUCCAUGUAUUCCAACUGGCAGUUACGUAAACCAGCAGAGGACAAUCCUUUAAAUCUUACACCGUAUCAACACAUGAGCUUAUACAUCUCUCGAAAAGUUGACCAAACAUACUCUGUAGCCAAACCAAGAGAACUAAAUCUCAUUCAAACACACUCUUCAUACUGGACAUUUAAGGAAGAGAAAGAAAAAAAUAAAGCUAAGGAGGACAAACAUAAAGAAAAAGACCCAAAGGUAGUGAAGAAUGAAGACCCAGUGACAAGGACAAGUGAACCAAGUUCCAGUGAAGACAACAGGCCAGCAAUAAAACGUGAACCAGAGGAGGAAUGUGCUGAACCCUCCAGCAAGAGUAGUGAUGAUGCUGAGACCUCAGACAGCAGCACAGUCAAACGCAUCAAAAUAUUUGAGGGAGGAUUUAAAAGCUCUGAAGAUUAUACAUAUGUCAGAGGUCGCGGUCGAGGGAGAUAUGUUUGUGGAGUAUGUGAGAUUCGUUGUAAAAAGCCCUCUAUGUUAAAAAAGCAUAUCCGUACUCACACAGAUCUUCGCCCUUAUGCAUGCAGCCACUGCACAUUCAGUUUCAAAACCAAGGGCAACCUGACCAAACAUCUAAGGUCUAAGGCUCAUUAUAAACGGUGUAUGGAGAUGGGCAUUGUGCCUGUCCCAACUGUGGUUGAUGAGAGCCAUGUCAAUGAAGAGGCUUUGGCAAUGCAGGGCAAGAUGGAGCAAGAGCAAGAAAGAGUUUUAGAAGGUGGUGAUGACGAUGAUGAUGAUGACGAAGAGGAGGAAGAGGAUGAGGAAGAUGAUGGUGAUGAAGAUGAAGAUGAUGAUGAUGAAGCAUUAGAACAUGACCAGUUUGAAGAUGCAGAUAAAAUGGAUAUAGAUGAGAGUUGUACUAAGAGUGAAGCUGAGUUGAAAAGGGAGAUAAGAGAGAGCAAAGAAAACAUGGGCUUGGUUGGAAAUGCUUCAAGAUCUGGAGUAUUAGUCAUGGCCAUCUCAUCUUGUUCAAGCUCUUCCAGUCCAGUCUGUGCUCACAGCUCAAAAGAUGCCAAGUCUCAAAAACUGACUGAAAAUGCUGAAUCCCUCAGAGAUUCUCCCAUGGAUUUGAGUGUGAGGAAGACAGCUGUGCUUAAUCUCUCUCCGUCUCAGGAUAAAAACUUGGCCAUGAAAAAGCCUCCAGUCCCACGCAGACCAAGCUUUCUCCCACUGAUGGCCAAAUCUUCUGUGACUGACCUCAGAUCUCCAGUAGCAAAUCUGACAUCACCUGGCACUCCUACAACCCCUAUUAGAGAGCACCCCUCUGAAAUCUUAUCACCAGUUACUGAAUCAUCAACUCUCCUGAAGAGUAUAUACAAUACAACAUCAAGAGCAACUCAUGUAUCAAACAGGGAGAAGUUAGACAUUGUAAUUGAUCCAAGUAAAGAAAAUGGUUGCAACAAUUCAAUGCUGCAAGCAUACAUAAAGGAGUGUGCAGUUUUGGACACAACCAUCAAGAGACAGCAGUACAAAGACUCAUCAUCAGAUACGUCACCAGAUUCACCUCACAACAGUCUAAUCCCAAACCAUUCUGCAACAUCUGUAUCAACCGCAGGGGCAGAAAAUUCCAAUGAACAGCCCCAGAAACCAGAAAGCAUACAGAAUGAUAGAGGAACAUCACUGGAUGAGAUAAAAAGAGAAGGAAGAACUGAAAAUGAAAGCUUGGGAUUAAACUCUGAACAAAGUUGUACCUCUGAGCUGUCCUCUUCGAGUUGUGCAACAGCUGUCAACAGUACUCCCCAAGCAGCCACUUCACGCAUGCCAACCCCUCCUGCCAAUCUCACAGUCAUGAACAAUGGUGGAAUGGACACCAAGACUGCUUUCCUUGUACCCAGUGGUGUUGUUCCUUCAUCUCUGAACAGACUAGGGAACGAUGAUGGUAAGUGCAGGUGUAGCAUAUGCCACAAGGAAUUUAACCGUCCGUCCCAGCUAACUCUUCAUAUGAACAUUCAUUAUAUGGAGCGGCCUUACCGGUGUGAAUCUUGUGCCAUCUCAUUCAGAACCAAUGGGCAUCUUCAGAAGCAUAAAAGAUCUGUCAGUCAUUUUAAUAAGGUAAAUAGGAACAUGACCUUUGGGACCCCAAGCACAGAUAACCCACGACCUUUCAAGUGUCAUGAUUGCAAAAUUGCAUUCCGCAUUCAUGGUCAUUUAGCUAAACACCUCCGCUCAAAGAUGCACAUUAUGAAGCUAGAGUGUCUUGGAAAACUUCCUUUUGGCACUUAUGCAGAAAUAGAACGGUCUGGUGCUAAUCUUAAUGAAAUAGACACCACAGACUGUGAUAAUUCUUUGGAGAGUUUACAGGUUAUGGCGUCACGUCUCUACGAGAAAGACCCAAGCAAACUGGCCGCAUGGCAGAACCAACAGCAACACCGUGUCCGCACUGUCAGCAACUCCUCCACUAACUCUGAUGAUUAUCCUUUGCAAGAUGAUCAGGAUGAUUCUUUUGCUGGUUGUGGCAAUGAUGAUGAUACAGAGGGUGAUGAGGAUGAAGAAAUAAACAUGCCUCAGGAUGCUACGAGACUUGGUGUCCCAGGAUCCAGUGUAGGACAGAUUCCGGCUGAGUUACACAGUCCACACUCCCAUGGGAUACCGCCCAUUGAAAUAGGAUCUCAACAGCUAGCUCAUAUCCUAUUAAGGACACACACAUGUAGACUCUGUGAAGCCAAGUUUCCAAGUCACAGUCAGCUGAUGAGCCACAACCAGCGUCACCACGUGGCAAGCAAUGGGCCGGAUGUAAAGUCUUCGUAAUAUGCCUCAUCAGAAUCAAGACCUCAUUUCACCAGGGAAUUGGAACAUUGGAAAUCAUCUAGAAAAAUAUAAGAAGAAAAAAGGAAACAAGAAAACCUUGCAUAUGCUUUUCCUAGACUUAGCCCACUGAAGAAUCUGUUGAGUGUGACACUACUUUUACAUCAAGUGAUUAUCUUGGGUCUCAGUUGUGGCACUGACCAAAUUUCCUUGAGAGCCUCUGCAUAUGGCACUACUUCAAAGCAGCACAGUGUAUGGGAGACGGUCAAAUGUGUUACCAUAGGGGCACAUAUCUGACCUUAACUCCUUGGUGCUACCCAAAGAAUGAAGCACUUCGGAUACAUGCCUUAUAGCACUAAACCACAGUUUUCAUAUCCAGAGAUCAAAUAUCCAUGACACUUUGUGGCUUAUGUAAUCCAGAUAUGAAACUUAUUAAAGACAGAUUACAAAAGUUGAUAUUUUCUGUAAUUAAAGUAUUUAUCAGAUUAUAUUUAAAAGUUUAUCAGUGUACAUUGAACAAAGAAGUGUAAUGUUGCAAUGUGAGUACCAAAGGCAGUUUGAAAAUGUAAUGUGACCUAAGUGCAAUGACAUAUUUUGUGGGACAUUCAGAAAGCCAGCAUUUUGAAUACAGGCUUAGAGUGACAUUGAUGAGAACAGUUUUUUAAUGUGAAAUGUUCCUUGGAACCAGUAUGUAUUUUUGAUGUUUCAUAAGCUUUUCUCAUAAAUAAAGGCAGGAAGAUGUGAUCAUCUAAAUUUACUCAAAUGGAAGUGAAAGACUUGACUACAAAGACAGUAACUGGUUUUAGACAGUUGAUAUGAAUUUGCUUAUUGUUUUACUUGUUUAAAUGUGAGUAUAGGAGUGAAUGUGUUUCCCUAAAGCCUAUCACAGUUAAGACUGAUUUGGACUAGGCAUGUGAUAUUGUUAAUUGUGGCUACUGUCACAAGUCACCUACUGAGUAGUAUAUGAAGGAGAUUUUUGAAAUGAUAUUAAAAACCACCUCAUUAUGAGUGGUGGAUGGAUGUUACUCUGCCAAGACAAGUGAUGCUCAAGAGUGUGUGUGUUGGCUCAAGACCAGCCGUGUAUAAUGGCUUUUGUAUCUAGCAUUGUGGGUUGUAAUAGUACUUCCAGUCUGCAUAAAUUCUGCAGCUACUAAUUCUUUUUGUGAAGAUGGGUUGAAGAUAUUAUAUGUAUUUUUAUUGUAUAUUGUUUGUAUUCAAGGAUUUGUAUAGACACUGUGCCAAUAUCACUCACCUUUUGAUUUGAAGGGGGAAGGAAAUGUUUCUAUUUGGUAGCCAAUAGUCAGUUGUCUGCCAUGUGACUUUCCCAUGGGAGCUUAUUAUUGAUAGAUAGAUUUAAAUGUAACUUGUGGCAGCAGAUCUGUCAGUAAGCUUAUAAGCUUCACUGAUAGACCUGCUGGGUUGUUCAGUCUUUUUACUGGCCUGUAUUUUGUUACAGUGUACAGUACAAAACUGUGUAUGGCAUUUUAGUGUUUCCUGGCUGUAUAUUUGACAUUUCUUCUUUCUACUAUGUUAAUUAAAGAGUAUAUUUGAAUAGAAACUGUUAUCACUGUGAAGACUACCUGAUAGCCUUGAAAUUCAACUGAAGUACCAUAACCACACUUUACACUGCUCAAAAAUACAGACUAGACAGUCACUUCCUAACAAGUCUUCAUUGUGGCAAAACCUACCAACAAUCAUUUUAUAGAUAUGCUGACAAAAGCAACAGUUACUGGCUAGAAGACUCAGUCACCAUGCACUUUGCAUCAAAAUCAACAUUUAGGAUGAAUAUUUGAAAAAUCCGGUAAUUAGGUUAUUAGAGAAACUUGUAUUCAACACUGUGGUGACUAAGAUUUCAGCACAACUGAACUUGAGCACAAAUCAACUAGUUGACAAUCCUUUGUAUAGCUAUCUCAGGGGCACUGGUAGGGGUGGGGGCAUCCAGGAUAAGGCGAGAAUUUAAUAAUUAGGGAGCUGGUAAAGGGUUAAAUGUAAGGAAAUGUAAGUGACUGGAAAGUUGUGUUUCAUUUAUUUUUCAUUAUUAUUUUUUCUGGUCUUCCCUCUCUGGCUUGGGUUAUUUGUGUGCACUGGAUGAGCACUUUAAGAGGGAGAAUGGAGUAAUUGAUCAAAUGAAUAUACUUCUGUUGGCGA
Messenger RNA from Penaeus indicus, 9007 nucleotides. RefSeq names its product transcription factor HIVEP3-like (gene shn). The transcript is spliced from 9 exons. Gene Ontology annotation, cellular component: nucleus. Gene Ontology annotation, biological process: regulation of transcription by RNA polymerase II. NCBI's taxonomy places the organism in Eukaryota, Metazoa, Arthropoda, Malacostraca, Decapoda, Penaeidae. Gene Ontology annotation, molecular function: zinc ion binding; DNA-binding transcription factor activity, RNA polymerase II-specific; RNA polymerase II cis-regulatory region sequence-specific DNA binding. Bases 212 to 6862 code for a protein of 2216 amino acids. The record is from RefSeq and is a predicted model, not a curated record.